CCCACCAACGCAACUCUCCAAACCCGGUCUCUUCUCGCCCGUCCGCUUCAACCCUCCUCCCCUCGUCUCACCCCAAGAUUUCCGACGCGAGAAAUUUCUGCGCGCUUCUUCUACCUUGACUUCUCUCCCACCCCCAUCCCUACGAAUAAAUUUCAGAGCUUAUACUUAUUCUAUUGAAUUCAUUUUCCUGUUGCUUUCGCUGUGCGCGGAGUUAUUUUGGUGGGGAGUCGGGUUUGGUAUCAGUUCGUUGAGCUCUCCCUUUCGUCUCUUUCUUUCUUUCUUUCUUUCUUUCUCUUCGAUUCUUUCUUUUGGGUGGGUUGGUAGUUGUCUCGAAUUGAAGCAAUCUUUUGUUGGUGAUCUUAUCAUGUAAUCCGGGCGUAAUCUUGAAGAAAUCGCCCUUAUCUUCGAUCUUAAUGUUUGGAGCUGAAUUCUGAGGGUGGGCCGUGUUUGGACGGCAAUGGAUGGGUGGAGAGGCGGAGAGGGGUUUGUAAAGAGCGCGAUCUUGGUGCUGCUUCUUGGGUUUCUUGGGGCUUCGACGGCUCUGAGGCCUAUCAGGGAGAGGGCUUCUGCUGCUACUGGAUCCUGGGGCAAUCAGAGGCUUUUCCUAAGAAGAGAUGAUAGUGAUAUAAGUUCUUAUUCUGGUUGGAAUAUUACAGGAACAUAUAGAGGAAGGUGGAGCUUUGUAGAGACCACGAAUCGCUCUUCUAGGUUUCUAGAAUUUGGGAAAUCUAAUGGUGUAUCGGUCUUGGAGUUAGUGAGUACCCCAACAAAGAUAAGUGGUGUACACUAUGUUCAGGGAGCCGUAACUUUUCAUGAUGUAUUUGACAAUGAACAUGAUAAUGGAGUUGCUCAGAUGAGAGUAGAAGGUGUGUAUAUAUGGCCCUUCAGGCAACUUCGAAUGGUAGCCAACAGUGGAACAGAUGGCGAGCCCCUUCAAGAAGAGGAUUACUUCUUGUCCAAUCCUUAUCAUUUGCUUGGAGUAUUCUCUGCUCAAGUGUUUCAAGAAUCACCUCGAGAUAAAAUUCAGAGGAAAAAAUCAUUCACUUAUGACAUGGAGAAACAUUGUAACAUAGAGAUCGCUGCUCAGGUUUCGCGCAUCUCAUCUAGCCAAAGCGCAGAUGGAGAUCAUGAGCGCUAUCAUUUGGAUGGGUUAAUGGAGAGUCCAGCUGUGGAUGAUGAUGGAGAGUGCUUCUCACCCAUACUCUUGAAUGCCACAUCACUGAACAUUGAGGUCUACUACAACAAAGCAGUUAAUUAUACACUGAUGGUCACCUUUAUCUCUUUUCUCCAAGUUCUGCUGCUGAUAAGACAGAUGGAGCAUAGCAAUACCCAAUCUGGUGCUGCUAAAGUGUCUAUUCUAAUGAUUGGGCAACAAGCUAUUAUGGAUGCGUAUUUGUGUCUUUUACAUUUGACAGCUGGGAUAUUAGUUGAGUCCCUAUUUAAUGCUUUUGCAACGGCCGCCUUCUUCAAGUUUGUUGUUUUUUCCAUUUUCGAGAUGAGAUAUCUUCUUGCUAUAUGGAAGGCUAAUAGACCUAUGAAUAAUGGUGAAGGUUGGGAAACAAUGAGGCGUGAGCUGUCUGUGCUCUAUAGCCGUUUCUAUGGCAUUCUUUUAGGGGGCAUUCUCAUCAUGUAUGAGUUGCACAAUUUCUUGCGUCCUAUUCUUUUCAUUAUGUAUUCCUUAUGGAUACCCCAGAUAACUAUUAAUGUCAUUCAGGAUAUAAGAAAACCCCUGCACCCUCAUUAUAUAUUAGGCAUGACUCUCACUCGGCUUGCAAUUCCAUUAUACAUACUUGGCUGCCCAGGCAAUUUCAUGCAUAUUGAGGUUGACACGAAUUGGUGCAUAACUUUGGGAGUAUUCUUGGGAUUGCAAGCAUCAAUUCUCCUCCUCCAGCAUUACCUUGGUUCUCGAUGGUUUAUUCCUCGCCAGGUUAGAGUUUUCUUGUCAUUUUGUUAGAUUUGUAUUUUCUAAUACACGGGCUUAUGCCAAAGAAAUAUAAUUAUUUAUCAAUUAUGUUGCAGUGCAAUAGAACUAGGUACUUAGGUAGUACUUAAGACGAUAUUGAUAUGGCAAAUAAUAGAACUGACCGCGAGAAAAGGAACCUGUUUUUUAACACAAAUGCACAGACUGAAAGGUUAUCAGAUAUGGUAGAAAUGCUCCGUGAUGGAAAAUUAUAAACUACAUUUUCUAGUUUUUGUGCCUGCUGCAAUAAUGCACUCGAAUAAGUAUUGUCUAAUGUCUGAAAAGCAUGAAGUUCUGGUACAUUACUGUUUUUUUAAUUAUGUCGAGGGUGAUACAACUCAAACUACUGAUUGUGUCAUUUGCAUGACUGCCAUCGAUCUUGCACAGCGGUCAACUGAUUACAUGGUACUUGGAAACCUCUUUGCCUUCAAUUUCUCGGACAUGCAAAAAUGCUAGUUUUACUUGUUUUCUUGGAGAAAGUUCGGCUUAGUAGGCUCUCAUCCUGCAGGUGACACCUUGUGAUCAUUUCUUCCAUUCGGGUUGCUUACAAAGAUGGAUGGAUAUAAAGAUGGAAUGCCCGACUUGCAGGCGUUCUCUGCCCCCAGCAUAGGUUGGACCCUGCUUUGUAUUUAUACAUGCCAUCAAACACAUUACGAACUCCAGAACAAAUCAUAUGGCAAUAAUUGGAGUGCCAGAAUCUUGUUUUAUCAUCUUUUUUUCUUUUUCUCAUCUGCUAGAUCUUUCUGGCCAGGAUGGAGAACCAUCUCACACAGAGAAAAAGAAAAGUAGAUAGCUGCAGAGUCAGACAAUUUGCAUAGUUCAUGUAAUAUAUGCAACCCUGUAUCAUUUUAGGCUGUUCUAUGCUGGUGCAGUCUCAUCCCUGGUGCACUGCUGUACAUUUAUGUUCCUAUGUAUUGUUUAGACUGUUAAUCCAAAAACAAUUUGAAAAGCAGAAGCUCAAGAGCCAGGUUCAGUACACAUUACAGAACGCUCUUAAUGUGUCCUGACAUCAAAAAAGGGCCAGGUGCAACAUAAAUUUGAUAUUCUAAAGCUCCAUGUAAAGUAGUAAGAUGAUUUUGGUGGGGUAUGGGCAACUUGCAGCAAUUUCUCAUGGAAAUGUAGUUGUUUCUUGUAUUAGACCAUUUGCUUUGUUUCUUUAUGUGUUCUGUUUUCAUGUUGGAACUAUUGUGAAGAGCAUAUUCAGUUCGUUUUUUAAAAAAAUUUAAUUUUGAUUUUUGAGUGGGUUCAUGGUAGGAUGAUUGAUUAUAUGAAAGCAGGUAGGAAUUAUUGAGUUGGGGGGGGUGCCAAUUGGAUUUGUUGUCCGAGUUACAGAAUCCGUUGGAUACAAAUACCAGAAUAGUUCCUAGGGAUAAUUGCGUCGUGAAAGAGAACAAUACCUGAAUAUAGUUAGGGUCUAUUUGGCACCAUCAUUGCAGGAUCCAGCAGCAUCGGUAGGGAAGAGAGCACGGAUGGGGGAGGAAGUGUGGGAGCGGGAGAAAAAGAGGCGGGUCACAGGCCUAAUCUCGGUGAUUUUUUUCUUAUAAAAUCUCUUGAGGUUUUUUAAACCAAAAUCCUUCUAGGAUUGGGUCCCAUGUCGUCUUCUCCCGUUCUCUCCCUCUCUCCCCUUUCCACGCUAUAUCUCCUCGCCAUGCAAUAGGGAUGCUGUGAAAUGUAUAUAGAGAGAGAGGGCACCUAGGGUUGGGUUGAUUGGAUUUCAAUUUAGAUUCGGUCAGUUCUUAAUUAGAUAAUGGAGGUUGAAUUUAUUGAUCCAAGCCAUCAAAUGUUUGCCGUCUCUAAAUUGCUUAGAUACUAAAUAAUAUAGAUUAGGAAGUUCUUAGUUUAUGCAUUAAGUGGUGAAAAAUGGGAUAGCUUAAAUAAUAUGAAACAAUAUAGGAUUUUUCCCCUUAAUAUUGGAUGAGGAGUCUUUUGCAUGAUUUUUUAUAUUUAAAUAAUUUAGGGAUAACAAAUUACAUUCAAUA
Molecule: messenger RNA, 3939 nt
Organism: Phoenix dactylifera (date palm)
Lineage: Eukaryota; Viridiplantae; Streptophyta; Magnoliopsida; Arecales; Arecaceae
Source: RefSeq, a predicted model, not a curated record